Messenger RNA from Cottoperca gobio, 721 nucleotides. It is a transcript of the gene prtfdc1a, whose product is annotated as phosphoribosyl transferase domain containing 1a. Gene Ontology annotation, biological process: purine ribonucleoside salvage; guanine salvage; IMP salvage. Gene Ontology annotation, molecular function: hypoxanthine phosphoribosyltransferase activity; magnesium ion binding. Bases 83 to 721 code for a protein of 212 amino acids. The transcript is spliced from 10 exons. Lineage: Eukaryota; Metazoa; Chordata; Actinopteri; Perciformes; Bovichtidae. Gene Ontology annotation, cellular component: cytosol. The record is from RefSeq and is a predicted model, not a curated record.
GAAUCGUCACUGGAAGGAAGGCAAGAAAACUAAAGUCACUGCUGCCUGUAUCCUAUCGGUUUGCACCUACACCGACACAGAGAUGAAAAGAGGAAUCGUGCUAAAAGAUGACUGGCCAGGAUAUAGUCUGGACCUGUUCACCUACCCUGAACACUACCAUGAAGACAUAGAGAGUGUAUACAUUCCACACGGGGUAAUCAUGAACAGGGUGGAGCGUCUGGCCCACUACAUCAUGGAUGACUUUGGGGAGCACAACAACAUAAUGGUACUGUGCGUCUUGAAGGGAGGCUACAAGUUCUGUGCGGACCUGGUAGAGUUCAUUGAGGUUCUCGGCCGCAACUCCAACAAGUACCUGGAAACGCGGGUGGAGUUCAUCCGUCUGAAGAGCUACCUGAAUGACCAAUCGACAGAGGAGCUGCACAUCAUAGGAAGCGGAGAUCUGUCGUUCCUGCGUGGAAAGAGCGUGCUCAUUGUGGAGGCCAUAGUUGACACAGGAAAGACCAUGAAGGCUCUUCUGAAGCAUGUGGAGACCUUUGAACCCAAGAUGGUCAAGGUCGCAGGUCUGUUGGUGAAGAGGGUCCCUAACAUGACUGAAAGUCUGACCGACUAUGUUGGAUUUGAAAUCCCCAACCACUUCGUCGUGGGUUAUGCUUUGGACUACAAUGAAUACUUCCGUGACCUGAAUCAUAUCUGUGUCAUCACACAAGAACUGGGAAGAUGA